Alnus glutinosa is the source of this 2277-nucleotide messenger RNA. RefSeq lists its product as uncharacterized. The record is from RefSeq and is a predicted model, not a curated record. The coding region runs from base 109 to 2085 and encodes 658 amino acids. Lineage: Eukaryota; Viridiplantae; Streptophyta; Magnoliopsida; Fagales; Betulaceae. The transcript has a single exon.
CAUUUUCUCUUUCUCUUUACUGUUUUCUCCCGACCCAACCAAAAACCUCCCAAAACCCAGUACUCUUCCCUCUUCUCCAUCGACUCCACUGUCUCUCUCUCUCGCAAAAUGGCCUCCGAACCGGAGCAAGACAACGAACAAGAAGCCCUGCGACUGAAAGCCAUGGCAGAGACCAAAUACAACAACUCGAACCUCAAGUCCGCGGUCAAGUACGCUAAGCGAGCCCACCGCCUCGCCCCCAACCUUGACGGCCUGUCGGAAAUGGUCACCUCCUUCAAGAUCCUCCGCGUCGCGGCCACUGAAUCCCCCGGCGCUGCCACCGCCACCCCCGACUGGUACAAGAUCCUCCAGGUAGAGCCCUUCGCUCACAUCAACACCAUUAGGAAACAGUACAAGAAACUGGCACUAGUCCUUCACCCCGACAAGAACCCUUAUGCCGGGUCCGAAGAGGCCUUUAAGCUGGUCAGCGAGGCGUUCCGGUUCUUGUCGGAUAGGAUUCGUAGGAAGGAGUAUGAUAUGAAGCUUAGGAUUAGGAUUCAGGAGGAGAAUGUGGUGGGUUUGGGGGGCCUGGACACGUUCUGGACGGCGUGUUCCACGUGCCGGUUGUUGCACAAAUUUGAGAGGAAGUAUUUGGAGCAUAGUUUGGUGUGUCCCAGUUGUAAAAAGAGCUUUGAGGCUGUGGAGGUUGAGACCAAUGAUGGUGAUGAAGCUGGUGGGGGAAAAGCUGAAGUUAGGUUUUGGAGUGAGAGGUUGAGGAAGAGAAGUGUAGGUGUUUUUGACAGAUUUGGGGAUUCGGGUUCGAAACAGAAAGUGGGUAGUGGUGAGAGUUUGAGAACUGUGAGUAUGAAGGGGAAAAUGGCUACUGGUAAGAAAUUGAGAAGUGUCAAUGUGAAGGGGAAAAUGAGUGGUGGUGUAAUGGAUGGUGGGGUGAGAAGUGGGGAUUUGGAGAGGGAAGAGGAUGGUGGUGGUGGUGGUGGUGAUAGUGAUGGUAUAUGGAGUGGUGGAAGGCUGAGGACUUUGGGUUUGAAGAGGAGAACGAGGACUGUAGGGGAGGUGUUAGAGAGGUCGAUACCGAAGAGGGCGAAAACCGGGGAGGAAAUGAUGACAUUGGCAGAAAUGCAGUCGGAAGCAAAGCGAAAGGCGCAGCAAGAGAGGAUGAAGGUGAAGUUGAAGGAAAAGGAGAAGGAUGAAAGAGAGAAGAGGAAGGAGGAGAGGGAGAGAUGCACGGAAUUGAAGAAGAGUAGGGAGGGUUUAGAGAUUGGGAAACGGGGAAUUUUGAAGAAGAGUGGGGAUUUAGAAACUGAGAGGCGUAGGAGGAAUAGUGUGGGUUUGGAAAUGGAGAGGCGCAGGGAAUCUAGAAGUGGGGAUUUGGAGAUUAUGUCAGUGGAGGAUUCGGACUUUUAUGAUUUUGAUAAGGAUAGAGUGGAGAGGAGUUUUAAGAAAGGGCAAGUGUGGGCUAUCUAUGAUGAUGAUGAUGGGAUGCCAAGGCAUUAUGGUUUGAUUGAUGAAGUUGUCUCGGUGAAUCCUUUUGAGGUGAAGAUGAGUUGGUUGGAUCUUCAAAAUAAUGGAGAUGAGAGGUUGAUAUGUUUAGAGAAAACGGGGUUUCAUAUUUCUUGUGGGAGAUUUAAGGUUGCUUGGAAGACGUCCAUUAACUCACUGAAUGUCUUUUCUCAUAUUAUGGAUUGUGAACGGGCAGCGCGGGAGGUUUAUAGAAUUUAUCCAAAGAAGGGUUCGGUGUGGGCUCUUUAUAAUGAUGCAGCUUUGGAUGCUGAAGGAAGAUAUCUCUCUGUUAAAGAUAAACGGUGCUAUGACAUUGUUUUGUUUUUGACUACUUACAGUGAGAUGCAUGGUUUAAGCAUGGCGUAUCUUGAGAAGGUUGAUGGGUUCAAGACGAUAUUUAAGAGAAGGGAGAUUGGGUGUCACGCUAUUAGAUGUCUCGAAAAAGAUGAUGUUUGGUUGUUUUCACAUCAGAUUCCUGCAAGGAAGCUUUCUGGGGAUGAGGCUCCAGAGCUUUUGAAAGACUGUUGGGAACUUGAUCCUGCUUCACUUCCUCCAGAUUUGCUUGCCGUUGGUUGGCGGAGAUAAUUCCGGUUAGGAAACCUGACUGCUCUGUGUAUAGAUUCUCUUUAAUUUAGGGGUUUGUGCAGCUUGUUAAUGUACAUCAAGCAUCCUUGUGCGAGCCAAUUAUAAUUCUUAGUCACUCUUUGUGAUGUCUGUUGUAAAUGACGGUACUUCUCGAUAAUCCAAUCUAAUUCUAACUACAUUUUGUAUUUGUUA